GACCAGACAGGCGCGGCGCUCAUCGAUGAUGUCAGCUCCGGUUGCCUUGCUGAGUCGGAAGUGGGAACCUUUUGGUCGCUGUGGCUGUGAGGUGUCGUCGUUGCUGCCCUUUCAGGCUCUGGUACUUUAAUUUACAUGUGUAAGCUCAAUGACUAUAUCUAAACUGGAAUCUCCACAGAGAUUUUCAUCAGAUUAUCAGCCCUCCUUUUCCCUCCCCGCCCCCUAGGCUGGAUGGAGGAGACCCUGAAGUGAAAUGACAGACCAGGAGAAUAACAACAACAUCUCAAGUAACCCCUUUGCUGCUCUUUUCGGCUCCCUGGCUGAUGCCAAGCAGUUUGCAGCAAUCCAAAAAGAGCAGCUGAAGCAGCAAUCUGAUGAGCUCCCAGGAAGCCCAGAUGACUCCGAUAAUAGUGUGUCAGAGAGCCUGGACGAAUUUGACUACUCUGUGUCUGAGAUUAGCCGCUCCUUCCGGUCACAGCAAGAAAUAUGUGAGCAACUCAACAUCAAUCACAUGAUCCAAAGGAUCUUCCUCAUUACUCUGGACAACAGUGAUCCAAACUUGAAAAGCGGGAAUGGCAUCCCCAGCCGGUGUGUGUACUUGGAAGAAAUGGCAGUAGAGCUGGAAGAUCAAGACUGGCUUGAUAUGAGCAAUGUUGAGCAGGCCAUCUUUGCCCGGUUAUUGCUUCAAGAUCCAGGAAACCACUUGAUCAGCAUGACUUCUUCUACAACGUUAAAUCUCUCUGCUGAUCGAGAUGCAGGGGAAAGGCACAUCUUUUGUUACCUUUACUCCUGCUUCCAAAGAGCCAAGGAAGAGAUUACCAAAGUUCCAGAGAACCUGCUCCCUUUUGCAGUACAGUGCAGGAACCUCACUGUGUCCAACACUCGAACAGUUCUCCUCACCCCAGAGAUCUAUGUUGACCAAAACAUCCACGAGCAACUGGUAGAUUUGAUGUUAGAAGCCAUUCAGGGAGCCCAUUUUGAAGAUGUAACUGAGUUUUUAGAAGAAGUCAUCGAAGCCUUGCUGUUGGAUGAGGAAGUUCGAACAUUUCCUGAAGUCAUGAUUCCAGUGUUUGAUAUUUUACUAGGCCGAAUAAAAGAUCUGGAGCUCUGCCAGACCCUACUAUAUGCAUAUCUGGAUAUUCUUCUCUAUUUCACUAGGCAAAAGGAUAUGGCCAAGGUUUUUUUAGAAUACAUUCAGCCCAAGGAUCCUAGCAAUGGGCAGAUGUAUCAGAAGACCUUGCUGGGAGUAAUUCUGAAUAUCUCGUGCUUGUUAAAGACUCCGGGUGUAGUAGAAAAUCAUGGCUACUUUCUGAAUCCAUCUCGUUCCAGUCCUCAGGAGAUCAAAGUACAAGAGGCCAACAUUCAUCAGUUCAUGGCUCAGUUCCAUGAAAAGAUCUACCAGAUGCUGAAGAACUUGCUCCAGCUCUCUCCAGAAACCAAGCACUGUAUCUUGUUCUGGCUUGGAAACUGUUUGCAUGCAAAUGCAGGCCGCACCAAGAUCUGGGCCAAUCAGAUGCCCGAAAUCUUCUUCCAAAUGUAUGCCUCAGAUGCCUUCUUUCUGAAUCUGGGUGCUGCUCUCCUGAAGCUGUGCCAGCCAUUCUGCAAACCCAGGUCCUCUCGGCUCCUCACUUUUAAUCCCUCAUACUGUGUCCUGAAAGAGUUGAAUGAUGAAGAACGAAAAAUGAAAAAUGUACACAUGAGAGGUUUGGACAGAGAGACCUGUUUGAUCCCAGCUGUGCAGGAGCCAGUGUUCCCUCAGAGCUACAACCUUGUGACGGAGAACCUGGCCCUGACAGAGUAUACCUUGUUCUUGGGAUUUCACAGGUUGCAUGAUCAGAUGGUAAAAAUCAACCAAAAUCUGCAUCGGCUGCAGGUUGCCUGGCGGGAUGCUCAGCAGAGUUCCAGCCCUGCUGCUGACAGUCUCCGUGAGCAGUUUGAACGCCUGAUGACCAUCUAUCUUUCUACCAAGACUGCUAUGACUGAGCCCCAGAUGCUGCAAAACUGCCUGAAUUUGCAGGUGUCCAUGGCUGUUCUGUUGGUUCAACUGGCCAUAGGCAAUGAGGGCUCACAGCCAAUAGAGCUAAGUUUUCCUUUGCCAGAUGGCUACAACUCUUUGGCUUAUGUGCCAGAAUUUUUUGCAGAUAACCUGGGUGAUUUCCUCAUUUUUCUCCGGCGCUUUGCUGAGGACAUCUUGGAGACAUCAGCAGAUUCCCUGGAGCAUGUCCUUCACUUUAUCACCAUUUUCACUGGAAGCGUAGAAAGAAUGAAGAAUCCCCACCUAAGGGCCAAACUAGCGGAGGUGCUGGAAGCCGUGAUGCCUCACUUGGAUCAGACCCCAAAUCCCUUGGUGUCCAGUGUGUUUCACCGGAAACGUGUGUUCUGCAACUUUACAUAUGCUCCCCAGCUUUCAGAAGCCCUAAUCAAGGUUUUCGUGGACAUUGAAUUUACAGGGGACCCCCAUCAAUUUGAACAGAAGUUUAAUUACCGCCGCCCUAUGUAUCCCAUCCUAAGAUACAUGUGGGGGACAGAUAGCUACCGGGAGAGCAUUAAGGAUUUGGCUGACUAUGCCUCUAAGAAUUUAGAAGCUAUGAAUCCCCCACUGUUCCUCCGAUUUCUUAACCUGUUAAUGAAUGAUGCUAUCUUCCUUUUGGAUGAAGCCAUACAGUAUUUGAGCAAGAUAAAGAUUCAGCAGAUCGAGAAAGACCGAGGAGAAUGGGAAAGUCUGACGCCAGAAGCCCGCCGAGAGAAAGAAGCUGGCCUGCAGAUGUUUGGACAGCUGGCACGUUUCCAUAACAUCAUGUCCAACGAAACAAUCGGUACCCUUUCCUUCCUGACAUCAGAGAUCAAGUCACUGUUCGUGCACCCCUUCCUGGCCGAACGCAUUAUCUCCAUGCUGAACUACUUCCUACAGCACCUGGUUGGCCCCAAGAUGGGCGCUCUCAAAGUCAAGGACUUCAGCGAAUUUGACUUCAAACCUCAGCAGCUUGUAUCAGACAUCUGCACUAUCUACUUAAAUCUUGGGGAUGAGGAGAAUUUCUGUGCCACUGUGCCCAAGGAUGGCCGUUCCUAUUCCCCUACUCUCUUUGCACAGACAGUCCGAGUCCUGAAGAAAAUCAAUAAGCCUGGGAAUAUGAUCGUGGCUUUCAGUAACUUGGCAGAGAGAAUCAAGUCUCUUGCAGACCUCCAGCAGCAGGAGGAGGAGACAUAUGCAGAUGCCUGUGACGAGUUCCUGGAUCCCAUCAUGAGUACACUGAUGUCUGACCCUGUGGUGCUUCCAUCUUCCAGAGUCACCGUGGACAGGUCCACCAUUGCCAGGCAUUUACUCAGUGACCAAACAGAUCCUUUUAACCGUAGUCCCCUUACCAUGGACCAGAUCCGGCCAAACACAGAACUCAAAGAAAAAAUCCAGCAGUGGCUCGCAGAGAGGAAGCAACAGAAGGAGAGACUUGAAUAAAUACUGUGAACUGAACAACCCAAACCAGCCCCAGGAUGUAAACAGUUGUUUGUGGGUUCUCUUUCUGGCUCUGGUCCUUCCUUCCUUCCUUCCUUCCUUCCUUCCUUCCUUCCUUCCUUCCUUCCUUCCUUCCUUCCUUUCUUCCUCUUUGUUUUGUUUUUGUGUUUUGGUUUAUUUCAUUCAUUGUUGUUGUUUUACUAAAUUAGAAAAUUGUUCUUGUGCAAAUUAUGAUAAUUAAGAUUCUUAAGACCAUGUUGUCUCCCUGACUUUCAUGAAAUUCUCCUUCUCACAACAUCUUCAUAAAUCAUCACUAAUUUUCUGCCUUGGUUUUCCUAUUCCUCUUGUUUCCUUUUCUACCCUAAAUUAUAUUAAGUCCAACUACAAAAGUGUCCUGCCACUUUUUUCUUUCCCUUCUCAAGUACCGCUCAGACAUAUUUUAGUGAACACUGCUUUUAAGUCUGUGAUGUCAGCUACUUCAGUGACAGCUGGUAGUAUCCAGAAACCCUGUUACCCUGUGUAUCUUCUAGCCGGUGAGGGCUGGACUUAAGCCCCUGUCUUUACUAUAGCUCUGUAAUAUUACAGAGCAACUUUUCAGAUAAAUGCAAAUACCUUAGUGUGUGUAGACUUUUGGCUGAUGGAUAAGAUUGGGAGAACCUUAUACAACUUCUGUCGGUUAUCUCUUAAUUUUGUAUUAUCUUGUAACUUAAAGAUACUAUCACAAACACUCCCAUGAGGUUGUCGCCACCAAAAGCUUAGCUGCACAGUCUUUUAAUGGGUGACAGUAAUGGGUGAAACUUCCAGUAAGAGAAUAAGUAAGAAGCUAUUGGUGCCCUUUUCUAUUUUGUGCCCCAAGGACUAGGCCUGGGUAAAAUAGGCAAUAAAUAGUGUAUCUAUGGAGAUGUUAUUUUAGGACGCCAAUGCAGUGUCUCAGUGUGUGUGUGUGUUAUACACACAGAUACUGUGUCCUGUUUUUAUUGGUCUCAUAUGAAUUGAGUACCACAUUGUAUUGUGUCCUCCGUGGUAAAAUGUAUGUGGUAUGUGGCAGUGUCUUCUCGCAUAUCCAUUCUAGUCGGGUAAAAUUGUAAGACUAUAAAUAUAAAAUGUUUAUCAAUUAACGAAGUAGAACUUGGAGCAAAAUCUGGUCCACAAGCCAUUUUAAAUAUCCACUUAGCUCUGGGUACUUAAUAAGUGGUUUGACCCCACUUCUCCAACCGUUUUGCUUAACAUGCCAGGAGAGGCUCAGUCCUCUAUGGGACAUUUUUAUAUCAGUAUCAAUCUCAGCCCAGAGGUGUAAAAGAUAAGAAAAUGGAAUUAAAUGUCCUUUAAAGAACAUUAGUGUUAGCCACGACUUUUCAUAGACAGAAGCAGUGUUUCAGUAUUCCAACACAAGUUGCUAUUAGUCCUUUGUGUAUUUUCUGAUGGUGUCAACUAGAAAACCUCUGAUCAGAGAGGGCCUCUCACUCUGGCUGUUAAAUAAAUGCCAGCUGUUGCUGUGCUUGUCUGUGCACAGGGAAGCCCAGGACACACUCACAAAUGCCAGAUUGUUAAGAUAGACGCCAUGUGCCCCGUCGACAGGAUUGCUUUUCUUUAAAUGAAUUUGAUUUCCUGUGUGUGUAUUAUUCUCUUUCCCUCUCUGGGAAUGAACUGCAUUUGAACUAAGCUUCUGCCUACUGCAUUUAUUUUCCCAAAGCUAGUGUGGUAGGAUGUUUUUAUUUGAAAAGGAGAAAAGACCAGAAUUUUGCAGGUGAAAAUUGGAGGAAAAUGGGUACAGAACCUCAGAAGACAACUGUUCCCAGCAGCUUUCUAGCUAAUGGCCUCUAUGCUGCCUCUCCUGUCUAUCUGUACUCUACUUCUGAACUGAACCUUCAGCUUGUAAGCCUUUUUUGGCGAGUUUAUGCUGUUUUGUUUUUAAGCCCUUCUGAUACUUUCUCUGAAUGGCUGUGCACCACUGAUGCUGCUGAACCCUUUUACCACAAAAGCAAGUGUGUAGCUUAAGGCCACUAUUGGUGAGGAAACCAAGUGUCCUCUGUGCCUUCUUUCUUUCUGUGAACUCAUUUAAAGACCUCCAGAAAAAGGAACUCUGGAGACUGCUGUCUUAUACAACAAGAAGCAUGUGUGCAUUAGCAGAGGUAAGGGGUCUUGUCUGAAACUCAGCAGCAGCUGUCAGUCUGCUAAGACCUCCUGACAGACCUAGUUUUCUGUGAUGAGUACAAAAGGAAAGUGAAAACUUCAGUCAGCUCUGGUAUUGCUGAUAGCUCACCCAAAGGCUAAUACUAAACUUGGAAAAUUAUUUAGGGUUCAAGCAGUUGUUUGUUUGUGUGUUUUAUAUGGCUUUCCAUGGGUAUGUGAAAAUUGAAGGAAACUUGAGAAGUAGUCUAAUGGUGUAGGUGAAGAUGCCAUUUGCUGUUCAGUACCACACUCUACACAAGUUUCAUUACAUUUUUUUGAUUCUGAUUGCUGAGCAGCGAUUGGGCAAAGCCUGAGACUACUGGGUACCUUUAUAAGCCAGGCUGAUGCUGUACCAUUGUCAUGUGAGGAAACAGUGCAUAUGUCCUAACUGCUAAACUGGAAAAGAACCUAGAGACAGAAAAUUAAGAACAAAACAACAGAAUGGUUGGCUGAAAUCAAACUCGAUCACUAUAACUAUGUUUAACAUUCCAGGAAGGUUACUUCUUGUCAAACUUGCCUGGGGAUGUUGUUUGUUCAAAACUUGUAUUUAAUAAAUAAGCACCUGACUUACCACUCUGUUAGUCCUUUAUUACAGUAUUAAAAGCUAGCAGCCUGGUGUGGUGGUGUGUGCCUGUAAUCCCAGCUAUUAGCCAAUAGGAGGAAGGAAGGGCAAGGCCUGCUUGGGCUACCUAGUGAGUUCAAGACUAGCCCAACUUAAAAAAAAUUUUUUUUUUCUUUUGGUUUUUUGAGACAGGGUUUCUCUGUGUAGCUCUGGCUGUCCUGGAACUUACUCUGUAGACCAGGCUGGCUUCAAACUCACAGAGAUCUGCCUGGGGUGCUCCACCACUGCCUGGCUCAAACUAAAAUUUAAAAGGGAUGUAGCUCAAUGGUAGAGAUCUUGCCUAGCUAAAUUCAUUUCUAGUACCACCACCACAGAAAGAAAAAGAAAAAGCUAAUGACAUUUCAAAAGUCCUUCUGAAAACCUAGAGGGUUUUGCCACUUUCUCUAAGCAAGUACUACAACCACAAAUUUGUGGACUCUACUACUGCCCAGCAACUCUUCUAUGUGUCCUUAAGAUAUUCUAAAUUGGACUGGAGAGAUGGCUCAGCCAGAGGACCCGGGUUCAAUUCCCAGCACCCACAUGGCAGCACUUCUGUUCCAGGGGAUGUGACACAGACAUACCUGUAGGCAAAAACGCUAAUGCUCAUAAAAUACAAAUAAAAGUUGUUUUUUUUUUAAGUUUCUAAAAUUUAGACUCUCACCUGAAAUUCUCUCUCCUUUCACACUCAGGUGGCAUCCAUCAGAUUCCUCACUUUGAAACUUUGCUCCCAUCACCCCAUUCAAGGAAAGGUCCCACCAUUCCCAAACUAAUUCCUCUAUCUUCUUCGCUGUCUCCCUGUUCUUGACAAUUCCCCUUCUCUAACUUCAGUUUCUCUUGAGCUCCACAUUUCCCUUGAGUUGUCUGACUUACGGUCUCUACCAUAUUUCCUCACUGAUGCAAUCUGGUUUCUGUGAUUUUGAAACUAUUUCUAGUUAAUAUCACAGAUGUUCAUACUGAUAAUUAGCUUGCCUUUCCCCAAAAAUAAAUGUUCUUAUCCUGUAGUCCAGACUGGCCUGAAAUUCCCAAUCCUCAGGCUCCUGUAUGCUGAGAUAACAUGGGUUUCACCCAGUUAUCUUUCCUGCCUUAAUUUGACAUCAAUAUCUAAGGCAGUUUAUCCCUCCCUUGUUAAAAUGCUCUUGACUCCUUAAUCCCACUUCUAAUCUGUCUUUCUAACUAACCAUCCCAUCAGUUUCACUUCCAACACUUCUUCUGGCUUCUCCAGAACUUCUUGUCCUCAUAAAAUACCACUUUCCUACUUUUUUUUUUUUUUUUGUCAUGUCAAAGUUUCAACCCUUUGGAAUUUGUAUGUUUUCUUACACAUCAAGUCUUCCCAGAUCAGCACCAUGCCUAAUCUUAUGUUCCUCUCUGAGUUUACCUUACAAUUCUGAUACUUACUCCUUAUAUGACCAUUUAGGAAUCUCGGUCUCUAAGGGAACAAUACCCAAAACGUUCACUGAAUUACAAAAUGCCUGGCAUAGUAUACACCCUCAACACACACACACGUGACCUUCUUCCUCCUGUCCGAAUUGCUCCAUGUGGUUUGAUUGGAAAACCGGGAUUGGAUUCCAAUUCUAAUAGUAGCUGCGGAGGAAAAUAGGAUUAUAAAAGGGCAAUUAAAGAAGUGGUUGAUUGGGUGAGUCUGGUGACUUGCGUUAUGUGACGUCUACAUGGCCCCUUAAAGCUCCUAUUCGGCCUCGGACCUGCUAUUUCUCUAAAACAAACAUAUCGGCCCACAAGCAUCCUACGAUUCCCUCCAGCCUCGAUUUCCACGUUCUCUGAAAAACUACGAAAGUGCCACAAGCAAAAGAGGAGAUCAAGCUAAGAAAAUCAACGACGCACGCGCAUUUCCUCACCUCAACGGUCUUCCGGGCCGCCAUGAAUGGCUGCCCCAAGCAAUGCCUGUUUCCCGAGGAAUCUCAUUAUUCUCCACAUGUUCUCUUACCUCAUAUUUUCAUAUCCACAUUUUAUUUGUGCCUAACAAAAUAAGCUGACCAACUAUGUUCCACAAACAGGGAAGGGAUACCUAUAUAUUUUGAACAGGCACAGAGAGGGACAGCCUGACCUUGGAAGUCGGGCAGGGGGCCUGCCACGGGUCCUUCCGAGGGUGACAUUCAGCCGGCGGUUCGAGGAGACGGACCUUCCACCCUAGACGAUGGCCAAGUUCGUCCGUAACUUCGCGGAGAAGGCCCCGGGGCUAGUAGCCGGAAGCUGUGCUGAAUGGUUUGGUGGCCACUGAGGUAUGGAUGUGGUUUUAUGUCGGAGAGAUCAUAGGCAAACGUGGCAUCGUUGGCUAUGAUGUUUGAAGACUGAUCUUUAACAUCUGAUUUUAUUUGAGUUCCUAUUUGAAUGUUCUUGGACCACAUGUAAUGAGACUGCUAUUGAAUAAAAUAUUAGCUGUCGAA
Molecule: messenger RNA, 8626 nt
Organism: Peromyscus californicus insignis
Lineage: Eukaryota; Metazoa; Chordata; Mammalia; Rodentia; Cricetidae
Gene: Ube4a
Product: ubiquitination factor E4A
Exons: 22
Coding region: 254-3454 (1066 amino acids)
Biological process (GO): protein polyubiquitination
Cellular component (GO): cytoplasm; ubiquitin ligase complex; nucleus
Molecular function (GO): ubiquitin-ubiquitin ligase activity
Source: RefSeq, a predicted model, not a curated record